AUGGUCGACGGGGCGAGAGCGACACAACGCGACAGCCCUGCUGAUACGUGUCUGAGUCGGUGGAUGCAGUCUUCGGUGGAUGCGUGUCCGCGCAGCCGGCAACGUGUGCGGCGCAGGGCCAUUUUGGCUGUGCGUGUGGCGCUGCUUGUGGCGUUGGUGCUAGCAGCAGCUGCUGCGUGGAUGCCCGCGGUGCAUGCGGUGGUGUUGCGACUGCGGGGCGGCACGGUGGACAGAGCCAUCACGGUUGGCCGCGCCGUGGACACGGUGCUGAUGGACGGCGUGUCCAUCACGAACGGCGUGGCUGUGGUGUUCGACGUGCCGGCGAUGCUUCCCGGCGCGCUGCGCAUCGAAUUGAGGAACUGCGUGUGCGACGGCGGUGCGCAGAUCUACGUGCGGGGCUACAGCGGCGAGCCGGUGAGUGACCGGAGCCUGGUGGUGAGCGUGAGCGGGCUGUCCGGGAGCUACUGCUCGCUUGUGUUUGUGCACAACCUGCCGGCACACACGAACGUGACGGUCCGUGACUCGACGAUUGUGACGCCGGGGCCGAUGCGCUACUCGCAGCUGAGCGGGCUGACGGACGCGGUGGCGUCGCCGCUUGUGCUGUACGCGACGUCGCUGUUGCAGUCGCAGCUGCGUGUGAGCAACACUGUACUGAGGUCGUCGCAGGCGGGCGGGUCGGCGGUGUACGUUGGCGGCGGCGUGGACCUGCUGUCGAGCGCGGUGGUGCUUGACGGAGUGUUGCUGGAGGCGUCGGGCGGUCUGACCGCGUCCGCGAUGCAUGUGGCGUCCUCGUCGCGCCUCAGUCUGCGUAGCCACUCGAUGUUCUCCGUGACGGACGUGUCGGUUGUGAGCAGCGGCGGCUUUGUGCUUGGAGAGCGCCUCGCGGUGUUUGAUUCGGUGCUGCGCUUCGUCGGCGUCGAGGGGUCUGUUGCGUCGUCGCUGGUGCGCUGCGACGGUGGGACGAUCGGUGGCGGCGGGUGGCUGGACCUGCACGACGUGUGGGCGGUGGGCGAGGCGUCGUCUGUGGCGUUGCUGUCGGGGAUGACGCUGAGCGGCGGCGCCGUGUCGAUUGCGCGCUGCGCUGCCACUGGCGCUACGCUUGUCUCCGGGCCGGCGAUCACGAGCGGCGUCGUGUCGGUGCAGUGCAACCGUGCCGGCGGCCGGGUGCUGCAGAGCAGCGGCGACUACCGCAUGGCCGGCCUGCCCUCCGUGAGCGUGGUGCCGUGCGACGGCUGUGCGGCCGCGCUGGCGUGCUUUGAUGCGCUGACGGCGUCGUUCUCCGAAUGCGUGUGCAGCUGCCGUGCCGGCGGCGUGGGCGACGCGUGCCUGCCGUUCGACUUGCCGCCUGCGAGGGCCGGUGGCAGUGGUGACGGUGCGCAGGACUGCGUGAGUGGCGUGACGCUGACGGAGUCGGUGACGGUUGGCGGCGGGCGUGCGACGGCGUGCUUCGACUCGGUGUUGUUCAGCGGACCGAUCAUUGUGGCGGUGGACCUGCGCUCGAUGGACGCGUUCGCUGACGCACUGAACGUGACGCUGCGCCACUGCGUGCUUGCGGGCGGCGCGCAGCUGCGGAUUGGCGGCCUCAGCGAGAGCACGGCGCGCCUGAUGCCGCACGCUUUCGUCAACAUGACGAAUGUGACGUCGCUGGAGGGCACGAUUGUGCUGCAUGGCGCGAUGCCGCUGCACUCGAGUGUGCUGCUGGCGAACUCAGCGCUGCGCGCGACGGUUGGCGGGUCGCAGUACGUGCCGACGACCCGUGGCCACAAGAGCUUCCGGUACGUCCCCGCGCUUGUCCUGGACGGCGUCCGGCUUCUGUCAACGUGUUUUGUCAUGACGCGGUCGACGCUGGUGUGUGGCGGGGGCUCGUGCGCUGCGAUCCUCGUGGAGCGCAGCCUCGGCGUGAACCUGUCCAGCGUCUUCUACAUGGACAACUGCGUUAUUAGGUCGCGGAAGCACGUGAUUUACGCCCUUGCGUCGGACCUGCGUGUUGGUAACGGCUCAGUGUUCUCCAUACAGGACAGUUCGUGGAUUUUACCGAGCACCGAAUAUGGCAAAGCCGCGUGUGUGUUCAAGGACGUUGCGGUGGCUGGCGGCAGCGUGCUGCAGAUUGUGUCCAGCACUUUCCGUCUCGGCUUCGCCAUGCUGAUGGCAGCCACGCUGACCGUGACUGGCGGCAGCUGGCUGGUGCACCGCAACAACGAGUUCCGCACCGCCUACGUUGUGUACGUGGCUGCCCACUACGGCAUGGUGUUCCGCGAUCGGAGUGUGUGGUCGAUACUUGACAACAACCUCACCUAUGGCUCGUACUCCACCAUCGCAAAUAUGACAAACAACUGGUCACCACCAUCCGACACGCGCCCGACCAUCUACGGUAUGUGCAACGAGGCAAGGGGCUCUCCUGUGACGGAUUACCAAGACGACCUCAAUAUUGGAGCACCCGUGACGGUGCUGGACUGUGGUGCGUGCACGGUGGACGCCGUGUGCUUCGCUGCGAGGACGAGCAGCAUCAGCGGCUGUGAGUGCGUGUGCGCUGCUGGCGGCUACGGCGACACGUGUCUGCCAGCUGCGGUUCCGGACGGCCUUGGACCGCUCCCGCUCCCCGAUGCGAAGGACACGGAGGUCCGCUGCGUGCACGGUGGCAGCAUCAGCUCCGUGGACUAUCCUGAUCCCGGUGUGCGUGGUCUGUGCUUUGUCAACGUGACCUUCACCGCCGCGAUUGUGCUUGACCUGUCGUAUUUUGACGCGCCACAGCAGACACUCAACAUCACGCUGCUGCAGUGCGUCCUCAUGGGCCUGUUGAUCAGGGGGAGUGGUGUGCGCGUACACGUGAGCGUGACUUCCUCGAUACUGGAUUUUGGUGCAUUGGAUUUUAGAGGUGAUUUUGGCGCGAGCUCCCAGAUACUGGUGGUGGGCAGUACGCUUGUGACGACGUCGAGCCACGCCAUUUCCUUUGUGAAGUUUACUCUCAGUGCGAAUAUGGCGCUGCUGCUACUCGACAACUACAUCGAGGCGAAUAGGUACGCAGUCUAUUUCAUCAAUGGUGUUGUUGUUGAUGGUGGCGGGAUCAUUGUGAAGGGAAAUACGCUGAGCACAACGAAGGACGAUGACGGUGUGGAAUCAUCUGUUUGCGUUAAUGGUGUUGAUGUGAAGAACGGCGGCUACUUUGACGUGGAGAACAACACGAUGAGCUCGGUCAAUGGCGUUAUUUUUUUUUGGGAUACUACCGUGAGCUCCGCGGGGCUGCUGCGAGUGGCGGACUGCACCUUUGGCGGGAGUGAAGUUUUUGAUUCCGCGCUGUUGCAUUUGUCUGGCUCGGUGACCCUCGAGGGAGGUGCGCAGUGGCGUGUGGAGGGCAACAGCGUGGGUGAAGCCUCAGUAUUAACUAUUCCUUAUCCCCAGUACAAAAUUCAGCUGUCGGGCAGCGGCACCACCGUGGCGCUUGCACACAACCGUCAGGUAGACAAUAGUUAUCCCUUCGCUGAUCUUUCUCCGCCAGACACGAUUGUUGAGCUACCCGCAAGGUUUGUGGUUGGGUGCAACCUGCAGGGCGAUGAGGAGGUGUCGUACGACGGUGUGUUUCCGGAGGUGGUGGAGGUGUUCAGGUGCGGCACAUGCAACGACGACGCGGCGUGCUACAUGCCCGGGACGGAGUUGGUGGACCGCGGCUCGUGCUCGUGCAGCUGCAAGGACGGAUGGCAUGGCGCGUCGUGUCUUCCCUUCGAGGUGCCCGACACUGUUGUGCCGCCCGCAGCGGAGAGAGCCGUUGACGGCGACACGAGCUGCGUGGUGGACCAGACGCUGACGGACCUCGCGCUGAACAUGUGGAAGACGCACCACUGCUACGUGGGUGUGACAUUCAGCGGCGUGGGUGCCGUGCUGACGUUCUCCCUCAACAGCAUGCCGCUGCAUCUUCCCAUCAACAUCACGCUCACUGGGUGCACAUUUCGUAGUGGUGCCGCGCUGCAGUUUGUUGGGGGUGCGGCGGCGGUUGAGUCAUCUGGCGUCCUGAUCCGCGUGAGCCGGACGGUGAUGCGUUCCUCCACCGUUGCUUUUAUACGUGCCCUCCCGCAGCACUGCGACAUCGCCGUCACGGAGGUUGACGCGGCGCAGUUCUCCUCGUCCGAACUGCCGGACACUAGGAUGAACACGUUGAGCGUAUUGUUGCUGAAGGACGCCGUGUUGAGUGCGUCCUCGCUGUUGGUCAGCAACGUCAGGGCGCAUGCAAUGAAGCGUGAUGCGCUUGGUUUUUACUCGACCGGGACGCUGACGCUGGUGGGUGGCAGCUCGCUGUACGCGCGGUACUGCAGCUUUGAGGGAUACACACAUAUGUUCUACUUGUACGGGCUCAGUGUCCGCAAUCACUCCGUUUUUGCGCUUCUCAACAAUACAGUGUUCUCCGGGGUAAGCCUGCUGUAUCAACACAACAGAUUCAACGUGUCGGAUCACAGCGUGGUGCGCGUGGUGGGGAACAGCGGCUCCGUGCGCUACGCCAUCUUUAACGAUGACAUUUGGACUGUUCAGCGGUCAAGCUGGUUGGAUUGGCGCGACAACGACGUGGAGGUGGGUGCGAUGUUCUACGACAGUAGCUCCGCUUUUGUGAGGAUUGACGGCAGCAGUGUGGUGACGCUGACAGGCUGCAAGAUGGGCUCGACGGGGUUGUCGGUGUCCCUUUUAUCUCGGGCUGACGCCGGCUACCGGUUCGUUGCUGGGUGCCUGACGGUCGCGGGACGGGAGGCGUCGACGGCGGCUGAACUGGAGCUGAGCGGCAUCACCAACGUGACGACGGUUACCGCGUGCGGUGAGUGCACGAAGGAGGGCGACUGCUUUGCUCCGCUGACGACGGCGGUCAUUGACUGCAGGUGCCAGUGCGCUGCUGGAGGGCACGGCGAUGUGUGCGUCCCAGCGCCCGUGCCUGCUGGCCCGCCGCCACCGCCACCACCGUCAUCGCCGCCGCCACCGCCGCCACCGCCGGUUGGUGAGUGCAUCAGCGACAUGGUGUACCCCGAGGUUACGCAGGCAGUGGGCGGCGGGCUGUCGUGGCUGUGCUACCGCAACGUGACGUUCAACGGGGGCGGCAUGAGCAUGACGGUGCUGAUUGGGGGGAUGACGGGCGACGUGGUGAAAGUCACGUUCGAUGGCUGCACGUGGAGGGGCGGCGCCGUGCUGUUGCUGUUGGGCAACGCGUACGCCGCUGUGGGGUCGCUGAACAUCGUCGUCACCGGCAACAGAUUUAUUGACGCGCUGCUCAGUCCGGAGGGUGUGUUUCCACCGCACACAAACAUCACGAUCAGCGGGAGCAGUUUUACGGUCACGAGGCUGUUCCAUUGGUUGGGUUUGGACCUUAGGAGGCCGUCGUGUGUUGUGAUGAAUGGACUGGCGAUCAGCAACGACUCCGCGGUGGUGCUGAGUGGCAAUGUGUUUCAGAGCGUGACGACAUCGUCAAGUGUCGUAAAAUUUGUUGGAUCUGCGCUGAGGGUGUCGUGGCACUCCGUGCUUGCGGUGCUGGGCAACACGUUUCAUAUGGGCGGCGGUGACAGUACGCUGAUAAAUAUUGAAGGGUCUGGCCAAUUUUCAUCGCUGAAGGUGCUGAACAACUCUGCUGUGGUGAUCCGAGGCAACGUUGUGACGAGGCCGGUGAAGUACUUUUUGUUAGUAAUUUUGGCGUUGCGUGUGGAGUCCCAGUCAGCGGUUGUGUUUCAGGGCAACGACAUGCAGAGAAGCUCGGCUGUAUUUUUUUCAAGCUACUCUUCCUACAUCUACUACAACUCCUGGCUGCAGCUGAGCGGCAACCUCUGCCGUGAAUCCCCAUCGGCAGCUUUUCUCUUUCUGAACCCCACGGUGAAUCUCCGCGACUCCGCGGUGUCUGUGUCC
Messenger RNA from Trypanosoma cruzi, 5871 nucleotides. Its product is annotated as dispersed gene family protein 1 (DGF-1), putative. Lineage: Eukaryota; Euglenozoa; Kinetoplastea; Trypanosomatida; Trypanosomatidae. The record is from RefSeq and is a predicted model, not a curated record. The annotation marks the transcript as partial. The transcript has a single exon.